Molecule: messenger RNA, 1135 nt
Organism: Orycteropus afer afer
Lineage: Eukaryota; Metazoa; Chordata; Mammalia; Tubulidentata; Orycteropodidae
Product: sec1 family domain-containing protein 2
Exons: 3
Biological process (GO): intracellular protein transport; vesicle-mediated transport
Source: RefSeq, a predicted model, not a curated record
AUGAGCGCCUCAGGCGUGCUAUCCUUUGCCCAGCAAGGUUGGGAACAGGUGCUAGCCAAAAUGAAACGGGCUGUCGUCUACCUGGACGCCGCCUGCGCCGAGAGCCUGCACUGGAGCUGCGGAUUCACACGACUACUGGAGUCAGUGGGGGGUCCUGCGUGUCACCUGCGGGAGUUCGGGCCCGAUGCAACUGGCGGAGGAGCGGAGCAGCCCAAGGCAGUGUUUGUGCUGAGCUGCCUGCUGAAAGGCCGAACGGUGGAGACUCUACGGGACAUCAUCCGCCGCAGUCAGUUCCAGUAUUGUGUGGUGGUCACGGCUGUGAGCCACGCUGUCCACCUCACGGCUAAUCAUGUGCCGGCGGCGGCAGCAGCCGAGCUGGAGGGGCAGCAGCCGGUGUUCGAGCAGCUGGAGGAGAAACUGUGUGAGUGGAUGGGCAACAUGAACUACACAGCCGAGGUGCUGCACGCCCCCUUGUUGCUCGCCCCUGUUGCUCCUCACUUUGCCCUGACUCCAUCCUUUGCUUCCCUUUUCCCACUGCUACCCCAAGAUAUACAUCUCCUUAACAAUGCCCGACCUGACAAGAAGAGGCUGGGAAGCCUAGCUGAAGUGGAUGCCUCUGCCCUGACCCCUGAGCUGCUGCUACAGAUCAGGUGCUUGGUGUCAGGCCUCAGUUCUCUGUGUGAACACUUGGGAGUACGGGAGGAGUGUUUUGCCGUGGGCUCGCUCAGUCGGAUUAUUGCUGCAGAUCUGGCCAAUUAUGCCCCUGCCAAGAACAGGAGAAAAAAUGCCUCAGGCAGGGCAUCAGUGGUCUUUGUGGACAGAACUCUGGAUCUCACAGGAGCCGUUGGACAUCAUGGAGACAACUUAGUAGAGAAGAUAAUUUCAGUGCUUCCCCAGCUUCCAGGCCACACAAAUGAUGUGAUGGUGAACAUGAUAGAACUCACUGCACUCCAGACCAACGAGGAGAAUCACAAGAUGGUUGUACCAGGCUGUCUCGCACAAGCGGGUGACACUGAAGCUAAAAUCCUCUGGGAAGCCUUACUGAGCACCAAGCAUAAAGAGGCAGUGAUGGAAGUUCGGAGACAUCUAGUGGAAGCUGCAAGCAGAGAAAACUUGCCAAUCAAGAUGAGUAUGG